Messenger RNA from Rotaria sp. Silwood1, 1596 nucleotides. The record is from the annotation of a GenBank genome assembly. NCBI's taxonomy places the organism in Eukaryota, Metazoa, Rotifera, Eurotatoria, Philodinida, Philodinidae.
AUGAUGGAUAGUAUUUAUCAUUCAUCAUCUCCAAUUGAUUUGACUACUGAAAAACCAUUACUAAAUGAUCAUCAGUCAGUAAUUAAUGAAAAUAGUUCAGUUCAACAAGUUUUACAAAAUGAUGAAAAGAAACCAUGUUCAUCAUAUUUUAAAUUAUCACGAGAUGAAAAUCAAAAUUUCGAUUCAUCAGAUUUUCAAGAUCCACUUUUCUAUGAACAACCAUUAGAUUUCCAUUAUAAUCGAUUAAUGCCAACUGUAAUUACAUCAGAUUAUGAAACAGGUGAUCAAAUUCGAUUAGCAAACAAGAUAACACCAAGUAAAAAUCAAAAACAAAGUUCUUUAUCAUCACAUCAACAUGAAAUAGACAAAAGUAAAUCAAUUUAUCAACAACAUUCAAAAACAAAGAAAAAUAAUAAUCAAAUAAGAAAAAAGAAAGAGACAAAGAAAAAAUCAUCGAUUGACAACACAAACAAAAUCAAACGAUUCUAUAAAAAAAACAGUCAAAAUCAUCUCGGACGAUUUCCAUCUGUGUCGAAAAAUCGUCAAACAUUAUUUCUUAAACAUCAUCAAAAACAACAAGAAUUAUUUUUAAAUAAAAAGAAGAAACUAUUAAAAGAACGUAUUGCAUCAAAGAAAAAAUCAAUGUUGAAAAUGAAAAAAAAUAAAUCUUUACAAUCGACCCGGCAUAGUCGAAGAUUUAAUAUGACUAAUAAUCGAAUUAAUUCAACAAGUUUAUCUAAUCGAUCUUUGACUUCAAGAUAUAGAAAAAUUCGUUCAAUUCCUCAAUCCAAAACAAAAAUUAUUCGUAAUCAACAUUCAUCUCAAUCAAAUAAGAAUCAAACUGCAUCUAUUUCUCGAUUGAUUGAUAAUUCAAAAACUCGAAUAAUAUCAAAUAAAAAUAAAUCUCAAGCAAAUAUAUCGAUUCUUAAUCCAGUUUUAGAAUCAAAUAAUCAACAAAUGAUAAAAAUAACAAACAAGGAUAAGAUUCAAACACCUACAAACACACUAUCUUCACCAUGUGUACAUGCAAAAGCAUCUUCAAAAACAUGUUUGAGUACGGAACGUAACAAAAAAUUAUCGAAAACAAAAUUUCAUCGUUCAAGAUCUAAUUUAAAAUCAAAACAAAUAAAAAAACGAAAUCGUGCUUGUGGUAAAUUAAAUAUCUGCUCACCAUUAAAUACAAAAGUUCCAAAAAAUAUUCGACAUUAUCGAAAACAUGAAUCUAAAAAACACAAAACACAAUUUCCUCGAUGUCAAUCAAAGACUCUAAUUCGCAUAGCACCACUCGUUCAAAAUUUGACAAAAUCUAUUGAAGCAAAUAAAGAUAAUACUCAAAUGAAUAUAAAACCAUCAGUAUUUUCAUUGAAAAAUAGCUUAAUUGAUAAAGUAUCAUCAACAUCUACUAUAAUGCCUUUAACAAAGAAUAAUGCACAAUUAACAAGCAAGAACAAUAAUAAACGUGCAUCAAAAAUUAAACGUCAACGAAAUAAUUCGACAUCAACACAAUUAGAAAGAAAAGUGAUGAGAUCAACAAGAACAGGAAUGGUUCUUCGUUCAAAAACAAUCAUUAUUAAUAAUUCUAAUUCGACGAAAUAA